Octopus bimaculoides (California two-spot octopus) is the source of this 1660-nucleotide messenger RNA. RefSeq lists its product as uncharacterized. NCBI's taxonomy places the organism in Eukaryota, Metazoa, Mollusca, Cephalopoda, Octopoda, Octopodidae. The record is from RefSeq and is a predicted model, not a curated record.
ACAAACAGACGCGCGCGUACACACACACACACACACACACACACACACACACACACACACGCACACUGCGGUAGAAAAACCUACAUAUAUACACACACGCAUAUAUAUAUAUACAUAUAGACGCACAUGUAUAUGUACACAAAUAUCUGUUUGCACGUACCACAGCUUCUCGUCGUAUUUUUAUUCUCUUUAUCCUCGUUAUUUUACGUAUUAAUUAUAAACGCACACAAAGACACAUACACACACACACGCACCCACACACACACACACCCCCACACACAUAAUACUCACAUGAGUUUGUUCUUAUUUUCUUACAGCGUACGCUCACCGUUUAAGGGAUUAUUUCUGUCCACUAUAUUGCAUUCAUGUAAUAUUAUUUAAAUCAUCUGUUCGUGUUCAUGUAUGAAAAUAACCGUUGCCGUAAGGCUUAGAUCAUCCAUUAACUAAGUGUAAUCUUAGUACUCCUCAUUACACCAGCAGCUGUUUAAUCAUCCGUUAUCUUCCCUCUACUUAUGAAAAAUUACGGUCUUCUAAAAUAUUACUGGUAAUCUUGAAUUAUCAUUCAUUGACAUAUUUACUUAGUCCUGUAUAAUCACAGUCUAUGCUGCAGUAGAAAUUAGACCGUAAGAAGUUCUCUGUACGGCUUUCUCAUAUUUCAUCUGCACUCUGUGUGCAGAUGAAAUAUGAGAGUGAAUAACAUUUCCUGUUCCAGACCAGUGAAUUGGUGUCCGAAACAUCGCAGCAAAUCACCAACUUCUCUGUCUACAUUUGCAGAUACAAAAUUACCUCAGGAUUUCUGCGACAAGCGCUCGUGGCAAGCAUUCAAAUCUUUUGCAAUAUGCGAUAAAUUAUCGGCACUAAAUCCCGAGUAGCAUAUUGUUGAAUGUGCUGAUACAUCUGUUUCGAACAAACUACACGUGACUCUCCAUCAGGUACCCGGGUCAAACGAAUCAUAUUCAUCUAAACAUAAGUAUAAACUAAGAAGGUUUGUCAAUAACGGGUGAUAUAAUAUAGCAAGAGAAGGACUUGUCUGUUUGCACGAGUAAGAAGAUGAAUAGAGUAUAGAUCAAUUUACUGGCUCGAAGAAUUUCAUCCGGAAAAUAUUUUGUUACUGAAUAAUCGCGAAAGGAUUGGUCCAACACGCAGUGAUGGGAUAAGAAUAGAAAGUGCAGGAAGUCAGAAUGAAGUUUUAAGAAUUAAUGUAUUGAACAAAGAGCAAUUGGAAUGCAAGCUCUGAUAAUGUUGGAAAUGAGUAUGACACGAGUAACAACGAUGAAAUAUUCUCUAUGUAUUCUUCUCCUUGUUCAUGCUGCGAUAUCAGAGUUUUGCGAAGAUACAGCCAAGGAAUUUUGUGACGAUGUUAUGAAAAGAUAUCCUAUACAAAAAAAGGACAAAUACUAUUGCAAUCGCAUAAAAUUGUUCAAGGACUGUUUUAAAGGAACGUUCAAGGAAUGUGCAGAUUUCUUCGCGAGCACAUUUAAGAAUAAAAAAUGUGCUCAAACAAUUGCUAAACAAAAUGCUCCCUCUUCGACCCGCCUUGAGUCAUUACGGAUCCUAUUAUUGCUUCUAAUAAUAUCGGUAUUGUUAUGAUGGAAUGCCGUCUCAGCUGCUACUUAUGUAUUUCACGUAAGAAUAUUCAUGAAUAAAAGUUGAUUUCAAA